GCAUCCAUGCCGAACAAGGCGUCCUCCUCGUCCUCCAGCGGCCGCCACAACAAGGUAUUCGUGCUGCAGAGGAGUCUAGGGAGCUCACCGGUGCUGGAGGGCAGCUAUGGCGAGCAAAUCGGGAUCCCUGGGCACCAGAGCGGCCUCGUCGGGGUCUAUGUCUCGGAAGAACAGGCCUACGCCGCCGUGAUCCAGCGCCAGGUCGCCGGGAUGGAGCAGAUCGCCGGGAGCAUGCUCACGGAUCUGCGCAAAGUGGUGUCGGUCAAGGGGCUGUCGUUCAAGGAGCGCUACAAGAAGAUGCUCGAGUGGGUUCGCGACUGCGAUUGGUACAGGGUCGCCGACGCCGUGAGCUUCCAGAUCAAGGAGUGCCCGCUGGUGCCGUUUGAGAAGGUGAACGAGUCCAAGCUCUUCGAUGGCGUCCAGGAUCUCCAGUCGGCGGUGUCUGACAAUGGGUCUUUCGUGGACGACGAGGAGGACGAUGAGCUCUACGACGAGGCUGGUGUUGGCGGCAAGGGAGGAGGAGCCAAGAAGAGGAGAUAUGCGCACUACUAGCUCAAGUUUUUGUAAGGAUGCAGCUGCUGCUCAGGCUCCACAAACUCCGGAUUAUCGUAAGAAGCUCCGCGUCGUGGGGUCCAAACGAGAAAGCCACGUCUUGGGCGAGCGAGAGAGGAGGAAGGAAAUGAAUCAGCUGUUUGCACGGAUGGAAGCUGUGUUGCCUGAGCCACCUCCAAAGAUGACCAAGCCAGCUUUGGUGGACGAGGUUCUAAAGUACAUUCAAGAACUACAAGUCGAGCUCGAAGAUCUUUCCGAGAAACGAAAGGCCGCACAGAAGGCAGCGCAGAUGCGACGUGCUCUCCAUCCAACACCAGCGCCAAAUGUGGCUGUGACUAUGUGCGGAAGCAGUGCACUCGUGACUGUGAUCAGCAAACGGCAGCAAGACCUCUUCAGCAAGAUUCUUCAUUUGGUAACCAGGUUUCAAGUGGAACUGGUCGGCGCGAGCGUCUCUACUGCUAGUUCAUCCAUGUUUCAUCACAUUCAUAUCAAGGCUUGUAAGCAGGAUUUCUCUUCCGAGGCUCUUGAAGAGGCUCUCCGGCAGCUGGUUAGUAGAUGAUACAUCACUACCUAUUGAGUGUCCCUUCCGGAAGAAUCACACAAUUAAAUUACAGGCAGUUUGUCAUCACAUAGAAUAAGUUUGCAAUCUCACAAGGUAUAUAUAUUA
Molecule: messenger RNA, 1219 nt
Organism: Selaginella moellendorffii
Lineage: Eukaryota; Viridiplantae; Streptophyta; Lycopodiopsida; Selaginellales; Selaginellaceae
Product: transcription factor bHLH95
Exons: 4
Coding region: 413-1111 (232 amino acids)
Biological process (GO): regulation of DNA-templated transcription; endosperm development
Molecular function (GO): DNA-binding transcription factor activity; protein dimerization activity
Source: RefSeq, a predicted model, not a curated record